AUGGACCAAAAGAAAAAUGAGCAAUGCAAAACCGAUCAGGUCGAUUCAAGUGGAAGGACCAAGAACACAUCCACUCAAACGACCCUGACUGGACGUCAUCCGGAAACAACUCUUCGCCAGGCUGCUACCGAGUACCUACAGGCGAGAAUCGCCUAUGACAGGGAGCAAUUGUAUAGACGCUGGGCUGAGGUGGCACGCGUGGACCUACGUCCACGUCAACGUCGCGCCAUCCGUCAAUCGGGGAGCAUCGAAGAUUUGUUGCUAUUCAGCGAACUCGUGAUGACAAAUAUGCAGAUAAUCGGAGAUCUAGAACCAAGAAGAGAAUCUCAGCGAGGAAUGUAUCGAAGAUGUCAAAGUCAGACGUCCACCGUUUGGAAAACAAUUGAUACCAGUGAAAUCGACGAUGAAAUCCAAAAAUUGAUGUGUUUCCUUCCAAAACGUAGACCUGGACCUCAGAAACUCUCGAGAAAUCAAAUUUUGAAGGAACUCUACGAGGUGGCUCUUGAAGAAUUGAAGGAUGAGCACGUCAAGAAACCAGACACCGAAAAGCAUUCGACUUCGGGGCAACCAUCCUCAUUGGCACAGUCUUCCACUUUGGAACAAGUCUCCAUUUCCGAACAACCUUCCACUUCGGAUGUCAAGAAAGCGUCUUCCAAGUGGUUUUCCCCGGAAGAAUCUUGUUGA
Caenorhabditis remanei is the source of this 684-nucleotide messenger RNA. RefSeq lists its product as uncharacterized. NCBI's taxonomy places the organism in Eukaryota, Metazoa, Nematoda, Chromadorea, Rhabditida, Rhabditidae. Bases 1 to 684 code for a protein of 227 amino acids. The record is from RefSeq and is a predicted model, not a curated record. The transcript is spliced from 6 exons.